GAGAACUUUUGCAUUCUGGAUGAGCAGAGGUUUGCCAAGGAGCUACUCCCCAAGUACUUCAAACACAACAAUAUCUCCAGCUUCAUACGACAGCUUAACAUGUAUGGUUUCAGGAAGGUGAUUGCUCUGGAGAAUGGCAUGAUUACAGCAGAGAAGAGCUCAGUCAUUGAGUUCCAGCACCCUUUCUUCAAGCAAGGGAAGGCACAUUUACUGGAAAACAUCAAGCGCAAGGUAUCUGCAGUAAGAACUGAGGAUCUCAAGGUCUGUACGGAGGAUUUGCACAAAGUACUCUCUGAAGUCCAGGAGAUGAGAGAGCAGCAGAACAACAUGGAUGUCAGACUGGCUAACAUGAAGAGAGAAAAUAAGGCCCUGUGGAAAGAAGUGGCAGUUCUAAGGCAGAAGCACAGUCAACAACAGAAGCUGCUGUCUAAGAUUCUUCAAUUUAUACUAAGUUUGAUGCGAGGAAAUUAUAUUGUUGGGGUCAAAAGGAAAAGGUCUCUAACGGAUGCUGCAGGUGCUUCACCUUCCAAAUACAGUCGUCAGUAUGUUCGCAUACCUGUGGAGAGCGGCCAAGCGAUGGCUUUUUCUGAACAUAACGCAGAUGAUGAGGAUGGAAAUGGUACAGGUCUCAUCAUUCGAGAUAUCACUGAUACCCUGGAAAACGCCACCGAUGGUCUCCUUGCUGUGGCACACACAAGUGGCAGAGCCAGAGAGACACAGGCAGCUCUGGAUCCCGGCUUACCUAUUUGUCAAGUAUCACAGCCAAAUGAGUUAAACUGUGCAGAACCUAUCCCACCAGUUCAUAUAAAUGAUGUCAGCAAAUCCAGUGAAAUAGGAAAUGUUGCUGUGGAACUCCAUGCUGCACAGCCUAAUGCUCCAGAAGACCCCGUGUCAGUGAUCGACUCCAUCUUGAACGAGAACAACUCUGGAAACCAAAAUGAUCCUCUACUGGACAGAGAAGAAAUUCAGGAUUUUCUUAAUUGCAUUGAUGCCAGCCUUGAAGAGCUUCAAGCAAUGUUAUCUGGGAAGCAGUAUAACUUUGGUUCUGAAGCUUUCAGCGAUACAUUUAAUCCUGAGCUGCCUGCCCUGGAUAUGAGCUUGAUGGAAACUUCCCCUGGUAUGGAAAAUAUCGCAAACUUGGCAGAGAGCACUGAAGAUCUGGGAGCGAGUGAGAGAGAAACAGCAGGAAGCAAAGAUAUGCAGCUGAUACAGUACAGGGCCAAUCCUCUGCUUUCCUUGUUUGAAGAACUACCUUCAAGUGAAGCCGCAGGGAAGACAGAGGAUCCGAAAGACCUUCUGCUGCCCCCCUUGGAGGAGAAACCUGCUCUUCAUCCUCCGUCAGGUAGUGAAACUGUCCUGCCACUAGCAGCUCCAGCAAGCCAGGCAGAGCCUCUGGAUGCUCUGGGAAUGGGUGAUCCACCUCUCCUCUCAGAAGACGGGAAUGGAGAGUAUAAACUGUUUCCACUCUUGCUCCUCAGUCCUGUUGCUAACUUCAUAGAGGAGGCCUCCGAGAUAGAAACUUCUUGA
This is a messenger RNA of Nipponia nippon (crested ibis), 1527 nucleotides long. The record is from RefSeq and is a predicted model, not a curated record. NCBI's taxonomy places the organism in Eukaryota, Metazoa, Chordata, Aves, Pelecaniformes, Threskiornithidae.